This is a messenger RNA of Acanthopagrus latus (yellowfin seabream), 3712 nucleotides long. RefSeq names its product sterol O-acyltransferase 1 (gene soat1). Gene Ontology annotation, cellular component: endoplasmic reticulum membrane. Gene Ontology annotation, molecular function: fatty-acyl-CoA binding; cholesterol binding; cholesterol O-acyltransferase activity. Lineage: Eukaryota; Metazoa; Chordata; Actinopteri; Spariformes; Sparidae. Bases 159 to 1856 code for a protein of 565 amino acids. The transcript has 16 exons. Gene Ontology annotation, biological process: cholesterol metabolic process; cholesterol efflux. The record is from RefSeq and is a predicted model, not a curated record.
UUCGACCAAUCAGCGCCGGCUGCCGUGCUCCUCAUCUCCUCAGUUAAUAGAAUGGGGAAGGUGAGCAGGAGCUCAGACUGCCGCGGUCACAGCGAUCAUAUCUGAGAUUUCACACGGAAACGUCUCUGGAUAAGACAGCUCCCGGCUGUUAGAGCGAGAUGGAGAGUGGGGGUGACAGUCUCCUCCGGGCUCGCUGUCGAGCCUUUUCGCAGAGCCCCACCUUCUCUGAUUUGGACAGCUCUCUGGACGGGGACUGUAACCUGCGAGGCAAUGGAAACAACAACAUUACCAGCAACGGUAAAAUAGAAGUGGAACAUGUGAUCAGCAAAAAGCUACAGCUGAAAAGGAAAGCAGAGUUCCUGAAGGGUGACCUGAUGCGUCAGUUUGACAGUCAGGUUAAUGACUUCAUGGACAGUCUUAUUGAGGAGUCUGCCAGCCUGGAGCCAGCACCUGUAUCUGCCGUCUUCUCCCCUCCAUUGUCAGACAAGGAGAGGAGCAAACUCAGGCAUUUUCGGCCUCCCCAUGGCCAGGGCAAGCACUUUGUCAGUCGCAGGUCCCUCCUAGAUGAGCUGUUUGAGGUGAACCACAUCAGGACGAUCUACCACAUGUUUAUUGCCCUGCUCAUUCUCUUUAUUCUCAGUACACUGGUGGUAGACUUCAUUGAUGAAGGCAGACUGGUGCUGGACUUCGACCUGCUGGUCUAUGCAUUUGGACAGCUCCCUCUGGUGGUGUGCACAUGGAUCUGCAUGUUCCUCUCUGUGUUGCUGGUUCCCUACACCUUGUUCCACCAGUGGUCACAAACCCAGUCCGGGUCUUUUCGUCACCCAAGGUUGUGCAGUUUGCUGUUUGGCUCUGUGUUCCUGCUCUACCAAGCUCUGGGUCUAGGAUUCCUGCCCACAUAUGUGGUGGUGACCAACGGUUUGCCACCUGCAUCCCGCUUCAUCAUCAUCCUGGAGCAGGUGCGUCUCAUGAUGAAAGUCCACUCCUUUGUCAGGGAGAACGUACCAAAAGUCCUGGCCUGGGCAAAAGAAAAAAACAGCCCCAGCCCUGUGCUCCCUCAGGUCUCUCAGUAUCUCUACUUUCUGUUUGCACCCACACUCAUCUACAGAGACAAGUACCCCAGGAACCCAGCGAUCAGAUGGGGCUACGUGGCCUCAAAGUUUCUUCAGGUACUAGGCAGUCUGUUUUAUGCCUAUUAUGUGUUCGUGCGGCUGUGCAUCCCUCAGUUCCACAGCACCAGUCUGCAGCUGUUUGACCCGAGGGCCAUGGUCCUCUGUGUCUUUAACUCCAUCUUGCCAGGAGUUUUGGUUCUCUUCUUGGCAUUCUUUGCCUUCCUCCACUGUUGGCUUAAUGCUUUUGCCGAGAUGCUCCGCUUUGCUGACAGGAUGUUUUACAAGGAUUGGUGGAAUUCAACCUCUUUUGCCAAUUACUAUCGCACUUGGAACGUAGUGGUCCAUGACUGGCUGUACUACUACGUGUACCGGGACUUCCUGUGGAUAUCUGAGAAGCGUUUCCGAGCAGCUGCCAUGCUGUUUGUGUUCACAGUGUCUGCAGUGGUCCACGAGUACAUCCUUGCAGUCUGUUUCGGCUUCUUCUAUCCUGUACUCUUCUGCCUCUUUAUGUGCUUUGGAAUGAUGUUCAACUUCAUUCUGCAUGACCAAAGGAAAGGUCCCAUCUGGAACAUUAUCAUGUGGACGUCCCUUUUCCUGGGUCAGGGGGUCAUUAUCUGUCUGUACUCCCAGGAGUGGUAUGCCCAGCGCUACUGUCCUUUGGAGGAGCCUUCAUUCUUUGAGUUACUGAAGCCUCGCUCCUGGAGCUGUCACAGAGGCCUGAUGUCAGACCCGGGCAGACUGUGAUCCAUGUGUGAACUACUGCUGAGGACCAUCACUGAUCAGUUAAAAUUUGACCAGUCCUCUGUUACUGUCAUAACUUCAGGUCUUUUGUGUUUAUUUUAUUUUAUUUUAGUAAAGUUGCGACUGCGUCGGCCAAAUUGUUCAUUAUUCUAACAGUAAAGUGAUGCCUUACUUUUCCUUUUUAUGUUUUCAAGAAACAAAAAUUUACAGAAGUUCACAUAAAAUCACAUGUGAACUCUUUUAUUUGUAUUUAUUAUUUAUUUUUCAGAUGUAUUCCCAUUUAAUUUGCCUUGAUCAACUGUGAAACCACUCCAUGUGCCAAUAGGAUUGUGGCCGUCAUGACAUGGCAGCUGAAUACAGCCAUUCACAUAUGCAGUAAAAGUUAAUAUUUAACAAAGUUUGCAGUUACUUCUCUAUGAUAAAUAGGAUUCAUGGUGUUGUAAAUGACAUUAACUGCCAAUAAGAUUUAUUUGUAAAGAUUGCCACCUUUUGGUGUUUUGUAUAAAUCUCUGAGGAAUGUGGCCUCUGUAUUAUAACUUCAAAACUGUAGUUAACUUCUCUAAGAGGAAAAUGAAGGUGGCAUUUGACAUACUCAUAUAGCCGGGAAAUUACUUUAUAGCACGUCUGAUUGUGGUACACUUUAUAUCUAAUUUUUCUCAAAGUCUCUCCAGCUGUCAAGCCACAAGCAUGAUGGGCACUUGUCACAAACCAUGGCCAUGAACUCCAUCAAACAUGAAUGUUGUCUGUAUGGAGUGAAUGCAUUCUCUGUCUGCUGAAUGUAUUCCUGGUGAUUCAAAUAGAACCUUUUUGAGCAUACAACAUUUUAGAGAAUAUUACCUGUGAACCUAAAUGAUGUUUUAUUCCGUUCAUGACCAAUGUGGAGAGUUAUGUGAUGGUGAAAUCACUUCAGAAUAACUUCUUCUGUAACUGCUGCAGCUGGCUGCAAGAACGUUAUAAUACUGAAAUAAUGUUGAUACUUGAUUAGCACUAAGGGCUACAGUUUGCUUUGUCUGAUACCGAGUACAUUAAACGAGACAGUGUUUUGUUGUUAAAAUUGUACAAGUGUAAAUAUUGAGAAAAGUAAUUUUGAUGUCAAUCUAAUGGAUGAAGGAAUGUAAAUGCUCAUUGUGCUUUUAGUUCCAGUGGUCCUACAAUAAUGUGUUUACACAUUUGUAUUGUUUUGAGGAAAUCAAAAGGUUAUUGCACAAUUACUGUUGACAAUUACGACAAAUUCCAAUGCAGGGAGACUGUAAAUAAUGAAAUGCACCGUAUGGAUCGAAAACCAGCAAUGGAUAACGCUGCACUUCCAACAACUGUAUGACCACAAGGUGGCACUGUAUUAAAAGCUUUUACUUGUGGUCCUCUGCUCAGUUUGGCUGUGAAUUGUGGUCAGGAGUGAGACGGGCUUCACCAGAAUCACAAACAAAAUUUUAUAUUACUGAUAAACAGCAAGUACCAGCAUCUUAUUUUUGUAAUAUGUACAUAUAAUAGCAGAAAUAUUGGAAUGCCUGUGGUACUUACCACUAACUCUUGCAAACUCAACAUUUGGCUGAAGCUUUAACUGUGCUUUAUGCCAUUGAGGUUUUGUUAAUAAGGAUAAUAUUUGUGAUUGUGAAAAAGAGCCAAGCUGCAGAGAUGCUCUAUGUAGAUAUUUAUUUUUGGGGAGCAGAGUGUUUCCUAUGUAAUUACUGUCGUAUUUGUGAUGAUAGUGAUUUUUCUUUUCCCCCUUGCCUUUAAUUGUUUAUUAUCAGAAGUGGCAGUUUUAUGAAUCAAUAUGUGGUUCUAUUUUUGGAUGUGGACAAAUGUCUGAUGCAUUAACUAUCAACACAUUAAAGUAACAGAGCUAUAUAAAAAGAAAA